This is a messenger RNA of Acanthosepion pharaonis, 1026 nucleotides long. The record is from the annotation of a GenBank genome assembly. Lineage: Eukaryota; Metazoa; Mollusca; Cephalopoda; Sepiida; Sepiidae.
AUGUAUUGUCUACCUCUCACUCAUUCACUUUAUCCCUCACUUAAUCACUCACUGUCUCUGCCUCAUGUAUUGUUUACUUCUCACUCAUUCUCUUUAUCCCUCACUCAAUCACUCACUGUCUCUGCCUCAUGUAUUGUUUACCUCUCACAUUCCCUUUAUCCCUCCUCAAUCACUCACAGUCUCUGCCUCAUGUAUUGUCUACCUCUCACACAUUCUCUUUAUCCCUCACUCAAUCACUCACUGUCUCUGUCUCAUGUAUUUUCUAACUCUCACUCAUUCUCUUUAUCCCUCACUCAAUCACUCACUGUCUCUGUCUCAUGCAUUGUCUACCUCUCACUCAUUCUCUUUAUCCCUCACUCAAUCACUCACUGUCUCUGCCUCAUGUAUUGUCUACCUUUCACUCAUUCUCUUUAUCCCUCACUCAAUCACUCACUGUCUCUGUCUCAUGUAUUGUCUACCUCUCACUCAUUCUCUUUAUCCCUCACACAAUCACUCACUGUCUCUGCCUCAUGCAUUGUCUACCUCUCAUUUAAUUUUCUUUAUCCCUCACUCAAUCAUUCACUGUCUCUGUCUCAUGUAUUGUCUAUCUCUCACUCAUUCUAUUUAUCCCUCACUCAAUCACUCACUGUCUCUGCCUCAUGCUUUGACUACUUCUCAAUCAUUCUCUUUAUCCCUCACUCAUUAAAUCACUGUCUGUCUCAUGUAAUGUCUACCUCUCACUCAUUCUCUUUAUCCCUUACUCAAUCACUCACUGUCUCUGUCUCAUGUAAUGUCUACCUCUCACUCAUUCUAUUUAUCCCUCACUCAUUCACUCACUGUCUCUGUCUCAUGUAUUGUCAACCUCUCACUCAUUCUCUUUAUCCCUCACUCAUUCACUCACUGUCUCUGUCUCAUGUAUUGUCUACCUCUCACUCAUUCUCUUUAUCCCUCACUCAAUCACUCACUGUCUCUGUCUCAUGUAAUGUCUACCUCUCACUCAUUCUCUUUAUCCCUCACUCAUUCACUCACUGUCUCUGUCUCAUGUAA